Molecule: messenger RNA, 763 nt
Organism: Silurus meridionalis
Lineage: Eukaryota; Metazoa; Chordata; Actinopteri; Siluriformes; Siluridae
Product: gamma-crystallin M2-like
Exons: 2
Coding region: 184-762 (192 amino acids)
Biological process (GO): lens development in camera-type eye; visual perception
Molecular function (GO): structural constituent of eye lens
Source: RefSeq, a predicted model, not a curated record
UUUGGUGCGAUGUUGCUUGGUCAGGGAUUUUCACAAAAGACACCACAUGAUUACUAGGCUUUGGGCUGAAUAUAAAAGGGAUGGGUUACAUCUAAUACAGUAUCAGAUCACCGUUUGGAACCACCAGCAUUAACCACCAUGGCCAGGGUAAGCACUGUAUCGUAAACCCGGAUUGUCUAAUGUAUGCGUUUGAUGGUUUUGAAACAUGUUUCAUUUCUUGAAUAUGGUCGCAACAAACAGGUCAUCUUCUACGAGGACAAGAAUUUCAUGGGCCGCUCCUAUGAGUGCAGCAGUGAUAGUCCUGACAUGUCCUCCUACCUGAGCCGCUGCCACUCUUGCAGGGUGGAGAGCGGAUGUUGGAUGGUGUACGAUCGCCCCAACUACAUGGGAAACCAGUAUUUCAUCAGAAGGGGCGAGUACCCCGACUACAUGAGCAUGUGGGGCUGGGGCAACAACUGCAUCAGGUCCUGCCGCAUGAUCCCCAUGUACAGGGGUGCCUACAGAAUGAGAAUGUAUGAGAGGGAGAACUUCAUGGGUCAGAUGGUGGAGAUAAGCGACGACUGCGACUCCAUCAUGGAUCGCUACCACUGGUCCGGAGGCUGCCACUCGUGCCACGUGAUGGACGGCCACUGGCUCAUGUACGAGCAUCCUCACUACAGAGGCAAGAUGUGGUACUUCAGGCCCGGAGAGUACCGCAGCUUCAGGGACUACGGCAACAUGAAUUUCAUGAGCAUCAGGCGCAUCAUGGAUUCCUGGUAUUAGA